Triplophysa dalaica is the source of this 2223-nucleotide messenger RNA. RefSeq names its product wingless-type MMTV integration site family, member 16 (gene wnt16). NCBI's taxonomy places the organism in Eukaryota, Metazoa, Chordata, Actinopteri, Cypriniformes, Nemacheilidae. Gene Ontology annotation, cellular component: extracellular region. Gene Ontology annotation, molecular function: frizzled binding; cytokine activity. Gene Ontology annotation, biological process: multicellular organism development; neuron differentiation; canonical Wnt signaling pathway. The record is from RefSeq and is a predicted model, not a curated record.
CGGGUGUUCACUGAUGGAAAUGUUCACUUGUGCUUGGACGACCCCAAGGCGGAUCGUGCAGUAACUUAAUGGAUACGUGCAAAGGAGAUUUACGAAGUUAAGCGCGCACCUUUUGGAUUAUAUAAAUAGGUUUUAGAUUUAGUUGAUGGGCAUGAAUCGUUUUUGUCCAAACGCUCAGUUUAGGACUUUUAUGAGUAGCAGCUCUUAUAAAUGAAGUGGUCAUGGAAACUACCGGUCUUGGACUAAAUGCAAUUUAUCACUUAUUCCUUAUAUGGCUCUCCAUUUGCCCAUUGUGCUCUCAUGGAAGUUGGGUGUGGUUGGGCUUCACAUCUGUAGGAGUGUUCGAGAAGAUGGAAUGCGCGCAUUUGCCCUUCACGCACAAGCAAAAGGACCUGUGCACGCGCAAACCGCAUCUUCUGCCUAGCGUUAAAGAGGGCGCGCGCCUGGGCAUCACCGAGUGCCAGACUCAAUUCAAGCAAGAGCGCUGGAACUGCUCGACCAGACGGGACCCGUCCGUGUUCGGCUACGAGUUUACCAGUGGGACUAAAGAGACUGCGUUUAUCUACGCUAUAAUGGCGGCAGGACUCGUUCACGCCGUCACUCGCGCGUGCAGUGCGGGAAAUAUGACGGAGUGUUCGUGCGAUACCAGCCUGCCGGGCACCGGGUCGCCCGCGGAGGGAUGGCAGUGGGGUGGCUGCUCGGAUGACAUCGCGUACGGCACCUGGUUCAGCCGUCGGUUCAUCGACAAUUCGGUGAAGAACACCUCAAUCCGCGGGGAAGACGCCCUGCUCUCCAUGAACCAGCACAACAGCGAAGCUGGGAGACAGGCAGUUGCCAAGACGAUGUUGACUGACUGCCGCUGCCACGGCAUGUCUGGUUCUUGUGCCGUGAAGACAUGUUGGCGCACAAUAGCUGCUUUCGAGCGUGUGGGGGCCUACCUGAAGGAGCGGUACGAGACCAGCGUUCAGGUGGUGGACCGUUUCAAACGUAAGGUGAGACGCAAGGACAAAGACCACCGCCACAUGCCUAUCACCAAAGAGGAGCUAAUCUUUCUCAACAAAUCCCCCAAUUACUGCUUAGAGGACCGGCGCUUGGGCGUGACGGGGACCAGGGGCCGCAGGUGUAACAGAACUUCUGCCGGGCCGGAUGGCUGCAACCUGCUGUGCUGCGGGCGGGGCUACAACACACAUGUGGUACGACAUGUAGAGCGCUGCGAGUGCAAGUUCGUUUGGUGCUGUUACGUUCGCUGUCGUCGCUGCGAGACGAUGAACGACAUGCACACCUGCAAGUAGAGUAGUUCGGCUGGGGUGAGAAAGACGGGACCCUGCGGGACCCUAUAAGAGACGACAUCACGCGUGAGGAUGGGAGGGGGAGUAGAAUUGGCGCGGAACUUUUUGCGCAAGCCCUUUAGGGACGAGCAAACAAGUGUGUUGACAAAAUAUCCAUGGCAACGAUGAUCCACGGCGAAUACUGGGGGGAAAUGGCAAAAUCCGCAUGCAUAGCCCUUCCCAUCGGCUUCAAAUGGAAAGCAAGCCAAUUUGUAUAUAAUUACUAUGAAUAUAACUGGAACAUAAAGGGAAGCCAAAUAGUUUGCUUAUAAAGAACUGCAUAGAAAAGUGUAAAUAGAUUUAAAAAAUAUUUUAUAAAAAUGAAGAAUACGACAUUUAGUAAAAAUGUUCAAUGCAUUUGAUAUCAAUUUUCAUAGGCGCUUUUUGUGGAGAGUAAUUAAAUCAACCUUAAUGAAGCAAUGUAUUUAUGCCAACAUAUGUGAUGUUUUGUGUUACAUGUUCUAAGAUUUUUCCCCCUGAAUAAACAAACACACACAAUUCAAAGUUACAUUCCUAAUGUAGUUAAAAUGAUAGUUUACCCUAGAAUCUCAUUUACUCACCCUCUUACUAUUUCAAACCUGUAUGACUUUCUUCUUCUGCAGAAUACAAAAGAAGGUAUUUUAAAGUAGGUAACCGGCACCCAUUCAGUUGGAUUAAUUUGGUGUCCAGACAUUAGAAUUGAAUGGGUGCCAGCACUAUUCGUUUGACAAAUUGCUUCAAAAUAUAUUUAGUAUAUUUAGUCAUACAGGUUUGAAAUGACAGGAGGGUGAGUAAAUAAUGACAGAACUUUCCUUUGGUGAACACUUUUUAAUGAUGUAUUUUACAGUUUUGCUCAUACUGUAGUUUUCAAUGUACAUAUUAAGUUAUGAACAUUGGGCUUCGGCUUCGAACUAAG